GUUGAUGCAAUCACUGUGCUGAUCUCUUCAGCAACUAGACCUGAAGCCUACGAUCUGGCAAGUUUAAUCGGACGCGGACUGAUGUUUGGUCGGAAGCAGCCAAUUGUGAUAAGAAUGCUAGAUUUACCCCACAAAACACCAAAGUUAAAAGCUUUGGUUAAUGAGUUGAUGGAUAGCGCUGAGCUGCCUCUGGAAGACAUUGUUGCUAUCACCGAUCCUGACAUUGCUUUUAGGGAUAUUGAUGUUGCCAUAAUGUUAGAUACUGUCGAAUUUGGGGAAUCACUUUCUGAGACCGAAAGACAAAAACAAUGCUUGAAAAUUUAUAAAGGCCACGCUGAAUUUCUUGAGAAACAUGGCAAACAAACAAUUAAAAUCGCCAAAAAGCUUGAGGUUCCAGUUGAAACAGUUAAAAACGUUGUGGUUUGGGGGAAAGCAGGACCUUUUGCAUACAUUGACAUGAUGCAUUCUAACAUACAAAUGGAGAACGGUAAAACUACAUCUGCUGUAGAGUUAAUGAAAAACGACCACUGGAUCAAGCACACCUUCAUACCACACUUACGGGAAAAGUGUUCUGAAAACAUGCCGGCAGAUGCUGUUGCUAUUCUAAAGGCGAAAGCUAUUGUCGAACAUGUUCAUGAUUUAUGGCUCGGUACUUGCGAGGAUUGGACUUCAAUGGUUGUGUACAGCAAUGGUGAAUAUGGAGUGGCAAAGGAUAUUUUCUUUGGAUAUCCCGUUACAAUUCCUCAGCCAAGGGGCAACCCUGAAAUAAUCACUCACUUACCAUUUGCUGACUGGGCAGUAUUAGAGUUUGAGAGGUCAGCUCAAGAGCUUGUGUGUGAAAAAGAAAGGCUCGUAAAGCUUUGCGAAGGUACUGGAUCAGAAUAA
This is a messenger RNA of Mesocestoides corti, 885 nucleotides long. NCBI's taxonomy places the organism in Eukaryota, Metazoa, Platyhelminthes, Cestoda, Cyclophyllidea, Mesocestoididae. The record is from the annotation of a GenBank genome assembly.